This is a messenger RNA of Trichoplax adhaerens, 609 nucleotides long. RefSeq lists its product as uncharacterized. The coding region runs from base 1 to 609 and encodes 202 amino acids. Gene Ontology annotation, molecular function: protein binding. The record is from RefSeq and is a predicted model, not a curated record. The transcript has 7 exons. NCBI's taxonomy places the organism in Eukaryota, Metazoa, Placozoa, Uniplacotomia, Trichoplacea, Trichoplacidae.
AUGACAGCAAGAAUAUGGGAUUUUAACUCUACAUCAACAACAGCUCAAUUAAGUGGGCACAAAAAUAUUGUUAGCUGCUGUGCGUUCUCCAACAAUGGACGCAUGUUAUGUACUGGCUCUUGGGAUAAAUCUCUGCAUCUUUGGGAUAUUGCCACUGGUUCAUAUAGACGUACUGGACCGAAAACUAUUGAGAGAGGCCAUGAAGGAUCAAUUAGUUCAUGCUGUUAUUCGCCCGAUGAUACUAUGCUAGCCUCAGCUUCUUACGAUCAAAAUGUCAUUAUCUGGGAUACUAAGUAUAACUUACAGAAAUUCAGCUUAAAGGGUCAUAAUGGCUGGGUAAACGAUGUAUGUUUUAGUCAAGAUCAAAAGUGGGCACUAACGUGUUCAUCGGAUAUGACUAUAAGAAUGUGGAAUAUUGAAUCUGAGGAGAAGAUGCCUAUAUUUUUGGCCAACAAGAUUAGUCUUGGUUUAAAGCUUAUUGAGUGUACUCAAUGCGGCAAGAAAUUUUCGAUUACGGAAGCUGGAGAUGAUUUAUCGCUGACUCGAUGUGUAUUCUGCCGAUUAAAAGAUCGAUCGAAAGUUUUAAAUAUAACAACAGAAAUUGAAUAA